UGCAAAAACAGAAAAGAGUCUUGAUGCGUACCUUCCUCAUACCCUGAGGGAUGGUGGGAUCAGGUCGAGCAGAAGCGCUAGAAGAUUGGAGGAAACGCAGUGCUGCGUCACUUUUUUCAGCGUUGCACAUUUAACUUCCUUAUAAUUUAAACACCUGUGUUGAUGCUGGGGGUAGGAUAUUGUUUUUAAUGCUCAGCACCAGCAAAAAACCCAGUCCUCUGUCGCUCGGGUCCGUUUGGAGGAUUUAACUUUCCCCAUUCAUCUUUUGGUCUUCCUUCAGAAGAAGAGUUUCUUUUCAAACUACAAAGGAGCUAAAAUAUUUUCGAGUCAUUCUUUGGAUUUACAAGGAAGACCAAACUGGAGCAACAAUUACAGACACAAAAUGGAAAAUACUCCGGAUUAUGAUUAUGGAACACCUGGCCCUGAUAAUGGCUUGUGUCACAAGGACGACGUGGCAAAAGUUGGAUCCAUCGUUAUCCCGUUAUUCUUCAGCAUCGUGGUGUUGUUCAGUCUCAUUGGUAACAUCUUGGUUCUUGUGAUUCUCAUGCUCUAUGAGAAUCUCAAAUUGUUGACCAACAUCUACAUACUUAACCUAGCUGUGUCGGACCUGCUCUUCACAGCCGGACUGCCAUUCUGGGCUUGUUAUUACAUCUGGGGUUGGACGCUCGGAGAUGUUGCGUGUAAAACCGUCAGCUUCGUCUUCUACGCUGGAUUUUACAGCAGCAUCAUGUUCCUGAUGAUGAUGACCUUUCAGCGCUACAUGGCUGUGGUGCACCCUCUCUCAGACUGGGAAAGAGGACAUGGAUUUGCGCUGAUGCCCAUCAUUACUUGGGUAGUAAGCAUCGCUGUGGCGUUACCAGCCCCAAUCUACAACUCAGUCCAGAAUGACCCCGGAGACCCUAGUAAACUUUACUGUGAGUACAAUUCCGCUGUUGCAUAUUUGGUCAUUACAUACCAACAGAAUGUGUUUUUUCUUUUCGCCUUUUUGUUCAUGGGUUUUUGCUACACAAGAAUCCUGCAGAUCAUCUUCAGGACACGAACGAACAAGAGACACCGUUCUAUCAAACUCAUCUUCUGCAUCGUAGUCGUGUUCUUUUUCGGUUGGGCUCCUUAUAACCUGGUGAUUUUUCUGCAGACGUUUACUCAUCAUCAGAUCGAUUAUUUCACAUAUUGUAACGUCUCACAUCAUCUGGACUACGCUGAAUAUGUCUGCAAGAUGAUGGCAUUUUCUCACUGCUGCCUCAAUCCCGUGUUUUAUGUUUUCGUUGGUGUUAAAUUCAGGAAUCACUUCAAGGGGAUUCUGCAGAAGAUUUUUCAGAGGGCUCCGAACCUGGACAAGCAAUAUACACGAACUGGAACCAUUCUGUCUCACGGCUCUUUGGGCUCGAACAGCAACAACAUCAAACGCAAUUCCACAGCAGUCUGAGCAAAAGAUUUAUCCAAUGCUUAAACAGGUGGAGGUUCUGUUACAUACACUGUGCAUUGAAAAAAAUGUAAUAAUAUUAAAAAAAAGUUUAUGUCUGGAGUUUUUUCCUUUCUUAAUUGCAAGCAUGAGAUUUUAAAUAAAAGCUCGAUCUUUUUACAAUGGCGUUAGAGUAUUGUCUGGAAGAACAUGAUAAACAUGCAUGACUGAAUUUUAAAGGUAUCUGAUAAAGUAUAAGAACUCUGAGAUCUGGUUCAGAAGUUAUUCAAUCUCACGAAAUAAUACUUCUACAUCCUACUUGAUUAUUUAGUGUCGAAUAUUUUAGCACUUUGGCUAAUUUCAGCUGAGCAGAUUGUUCCUCUGUGAAUAAUAAAUCAGUAAAUAUUU
This is a messenger RNA of Tachysurus vachellii, 1810 nucleotides long. Its product is annotated as chemokine XC receptor 1-like. Gene Ontology annotation, biological process: immune response; G protein-coupled receptor signaling pathway; chemotaxis. The coding region runs from base 383 to 1426 and encodes 347 amino acids. The transcript has 2 exons. Lineage: Eukaryota; Metazoa; Chordata; Actinopteri; Siluriformes; Bagridae. Gene Ontology annotation, molecular function: chemokine receptor activity. The record is from RefSeq and is a predicted model, not a curated record. Gene Ontology annotation, cellular component: membrane.